Molecule: messenger RNA, 873 nt
Organism: Iphiclides podalirius (scarce swallowtail)
Lineage: Eukaryota; Metazoa; Arthropoda; Insecta; Lepidoptera; Papilionidae
Source: the annotation of a GenBank genome assembly
AUGGCUCUCGACUUUAUAGCUGGAUGCAUUGGAGGUAGCGUUGGCAUUAUAGCGGGGCAUCCGUUAGACACACUAAAAGUGCACAUUCAAUCGGGUAGGGGCAGUGCGCUGGAGUGUGCGAAAGGUCUAUUGAAAGGAGGAACGUUGUCAACGGUUUACCGGGGGGUGUGGGCGCCGUUGGGUGGGAUAGCUGCCGUGAAUGCAAUCGUUUUCGGAGCGUAUGGGAACACCAGGAGGGCUCUGCCGAACCCCGAGUCGCUGAUGACGCACGCAGCGGCGGGUGCGUCGGCGGGGCUGAUGCAAAGCUUCAUUUGCGCGCCAGUGGAGCUCGUUAAAACGCGGCAGCAGCUGACAAGCUCGGGGGACGCUAUGCCCAAAGGAGCAUGGGCGGGGGCGCGACACGUUUUGAGAGUUGGGGGCCUGAAAGCCCUCUUCAGAGGACUCGGUGUAACAAUCGCCCGCGACAGCCCAGCUUUCGCCGUCUACUUCGCAUCGUACGAGGCGAUGACACGGGGCAACCAGUCAGCCGCGAGGGUGUUUGUUGCGGGCGGGCUGGCGGGCGCUCUGUCGUGGGUCCUGCUGUACCCGAUCGACGUGGUGAAGUCGCGGCUGCAAGGCGACACGGCCGGCCGCUAUUCGGGCGCGUGGGACUGUUUCGUCAAAUCAGUGCAAAGUGACGGUUGGCGCUGCAUGGGCCGGGGCAUCGGCGCGGUGACGCUGCGCGCGUUCAUCAGCAACGGCGCCUGCUUCUCGGCGGUCGUGUGGACCGAGAGGGCGUGGCGGCACUGCACUUCGGAGGCCGCCGUCAAGACACUGGUGCAGGCCACCAUAGGUGACGCGGUACGUCACGAGCCCGACUACCUCUGUGAUAUG